Messenger RNA from Salvia splendens (bonfire salvia), 5860 nucleotides. Its product is annotated as DDT domain-containing protein PTM. The transcript is spliced from 10 exons. The record is from RefSeq and is a predicted model, not a curated record. NCBI's taxonomy places the organism in Eukaryota, Viridiplantae, Streptophyta, Magnoliopsida, Lamiales, Lamiaceae. The coding region runs from base 322 to 5445 and encodes 1707 amino acids.
UUGGUUAGGCUGUUUUUAUCAUUUCCAAAAAAUCAUCACAUCUCACAGCAACGCUACUCCCCUUUCCCCUCUGAAUUCCUCUUCAAUGGCGGUGUAAUUCCACUAGCUUUCCAGCCUAAAAGCUGCACAAGUCUCGCUGUUUUUUCGCCCUCGAUGCGCAAAUACGCGAACCCUAAGUUGAUUUGAAUCGGCGUCCGAAUCGGAAUUCAAUUGAUUAUCGGUUUUUAUUAGAGAAGCUGAGAUAUUUGGGGAGGAGAAGCUGGAAUGGUGAAUUAGAUUUAGGGAUUGUGCCUGAGGAAUUCGAUUGCCAUUGGUGGUAUAAUGGAGUCUGCGAUGCCUGAACCGCCAAAGCGGCGGGGGAGAAAACGGAAGAAUCGUGAUUUGGAAAGCACGGAGGGGCGUGAUGGGAAGAGAAUAAUGUCUACGAGGUCAUUAAGGCUCGUGGGAAGAUAUGUGCAGAAAAAUUUUCAGGGAAGUGGGUUGUUUUUGGGGAAGAUAAUGUCUUACGACUUGGGUUUGUAUCGGGUAAACUAUGAGGAUGGAGAUUUUGAGGAUUUGGAUAGUGGUGAAGUGAAGGUGAUUUUAGUGGAAGAAUGUGAUUUGAAUGGUGAGUGGUCUGAGAAGAAAGAGAAAUUGGAUAAGUUACUGCUAAUUAAAGAUGUAAAUGGGAAGGUUUCGAAAGUUGAGAACACGCUCGAGCCAGAAAAUGUGAAUCAAGUUGAUUCGUCACUGUCGAGUGACCAGAGGAAUGGUGAAGCUGCCACAGACUUCAUAGCAGAGAACCAUGAUGAUGGUAAUAGCAAUGCAGAUGCCGAUUCCUCAAAUGAUUCAUGUGAGGAUACUCGAGAUCAAGACAAUAGUAUAGACAUGGAAGAGCCACUUGUUCCACCUCCAGAGUUGCCUCAGUCUUCUGGGCAUAUUGGUGUUCCGGAGGCAUAUGUUUCCCACCUUCUCUCCGUACAUAGUUUCUUACGCUCAUUUAGUGUUCCGCUGUUUCUAUACCCCUUUGGACUAGAUGAUUUUGUAGGAGCACUAAAUUGCUCUGUCGCAAAUACGUUGUUGGACUCCAUUCAUGUUGCUAUGUUGCAUGUUUUGAAGCGCCACAUUGAGAGGCUUUCAUCAGAAGGUUCAGAGCUGGCAUUAAAAUGCAUGAGGUGCUUGGACUGGAACUUACUGGACAAUUUAACUUGGCCAGUGUACUUGGUCCAUUACCUAAUAGUGAUGAAUCCUAAAAAUGGCCCUGACUGGAAGGAUUUUUAUGUCCAUUCGCUGGAGAGAGAUUAUUACACUUUAUCAGCUGGGAGGAAAUUAAUUGUUUUGCAGAUUUUGUGUGAUUUUAUUUUGGACGCUGAAGAACUGAGAGCAGAAAUGGAUAUGCGCGAAGAAUCAGAAGUAGGAAUAGACAUGGAUACGAGUACAGUGGUCAAACCUACAGGUGCAUCCAGAAGACAUCCUAGAGCCUCUGGGUUCAAGGAUAGAGAACAAGAUGCAUAUGAGAUGAAGUCUUCUCUUGAUAGGCAUUCUAUUCAAGUAGGCAGAUCAGAAAGUUAUGCUGAUGAUGAUGCUAAUGGUGAUGAAUGUCGCAUCUGUGGCAUGGAUGGUUUGCUGCUUUGCUGUGAUGGAUGCCCAUUGUCCUACCACUCAAGAUGCGUGGGACUGAACAAGAUGCAUAUGCCUGAAGGUUCAUGGUAUUGCCCUGAGUGUAAAAUAAAGGCAACAGAACCACAAAUUUUGCAAGGAACAACCCUACGAGGAGGAUAUAAUUUUGGUGUCGAUCCAUAUGGACAAGUAUUUGUUGCUACAUGUGACCAUCUACUUGUAUUGAAGGCCUCAGUGGACUCUGAAAUUUGUCUGAGAUACUACAAUAGACGCGACAUUCCUAGGGCUCUCCACGCCCUUUGCUCAAAAGCAGAGCAUGUUGCCAUAUAUUCAGAAAUAUGCAUGGGUGUCGUGCAGUAUUGGCAACUGCCUGAGGAAAUUGUACCUCUCAAUAAGAUGACUGAAGUCGGUGUACAAUUAACAAAUGAAAUAGAAAGUGGUGUAUGUACCGAUCAUGUGGAUAAUCUGUUGGAUGAUUCAAUUGCAAAGACGACUGAGAUUGAGAACACUGGAAGUUGUAUCAGCACUAGUGCAGCAGAUACGACUGUUUCAAGUCUUAUGAACUGUGUUCAUGAACCUGCCCAAUGUGUGAACACUUCGGAUAAGGUGGCCAAACCUAUUCAGUUGGGUAACACAGAUUUUGCUAAAGAGCAAUCUGGUAUUGUUGUGAACACCAAUGGACCCACUUCUUACAGUGGCUUAAUGGGUCAGCCUACUGAUACCAAAGAUUUGAGCCAACAAAGCACUUCAAAUGUGACAGAAGUUGUUGCCCACUCAACAAGAAACCAGAGCAAUUACUACAGUGGUCCAAGCAGCUAUGUUUCACAAGAAGCCAAAACUUCCAAUUCGUUCCUGGAACUUAAGAAUAGGGUGGACAAGCUGUUGUAUCAAAAUUCAUGUGAUGGUUGCUCAUACAUGGGGUCUUCCUUCAAAACAUCUGGUUAUAUAAAUAAUUAUUUGCAUGGAGAUUUCGCUGCUUCUGCAGCUGCUAAUUUGGCCAUUCUUUCGUCUGAAGAAAAUCAUGUCCCUGAUCGAUCUUCAUAUAACCGCCGGAAAGUUAUGUCUGAAAAUGUUUUACUUCAUGUAAAAGCAUUCGCUUCAGCAUAUAUGCAAUUUUUCUGGCCAAAUUCUGAGAAGAAGCUUGUUGAGAUCCCAAGGGAGAGAUGUUCCUGGUGCUUUUAUUGUAAAGCUAAUGUUGUAAGCAAGAGAGGAUGCUUAUUAAAUGCAGCUGCUUCAAAUGCCAACAGAGGGGCUAUAAAGGUACUUGCAGGUGUUCGCUCUAUGAAGAAGGAUGGGAGACUUCCUGGUGUCGCAACAUAUAUUAUGUUUAUGGAGGAGAGCUUAGGUGGUCUACUUAUUGGUCCCUUCCGUAGUGACACUUUCAGGAAAAGAUGGCGCAAAGAAGUUGAACAAGCCACUGAUUGCAUUGCAAUAAAAUUACUUUUGCGUGAACUUGAGCAGAAUGUGCACCCCAUUGCCCUUUCUGGAGAUUGGAUAAAGCUUGUUGAUAAUGGGUCAACUCAAUCUUCUACCACUCAGAUUGCAGCAAAUGCUGCUGGAUCAACCCAGAAGCGCAGACCAGGCAGGCGUGGCCGGAAACCUUCUGCUGUAGUGGAAGUUGCAACUGAUGAUUGCCAGGAUACAUCAACUGAUUUCACCUGGUGGAGAGGAGGUACACUGUCAAAGCUUAUGUUCCAAAGAUGUGUUCUGCCUUCGUCAAUGGUUAGAAAAGCAGCCCGUCAUGCAGGUGGUUCAAAAAAGAUACCUGGAAUAAAUUAUGUUGACGGAUACGAAACUCCAAAAAUUAGCAGACAGCUUAUAUGGAGGUCAGCAGUUGAAAUGAGUAGGAACAUGGCACAAUUGGCUCUCCAGGUUCGGUGCCUUGACUUUCAUGUAAGGUGGAAUGAUCUAAUACGUCCAGACCAGAACCGUCCUGAUGGAAAAGGUCCUGAUGCAGAGGCUUCUGCUUUUAGAAAUGCUUUUAUUUGUGAAAAGAAAUCUUUGGGAAAUGAAGUCAGAUACUGCAUUGAUUUUGGUAAUCAAAAGCACCUGCCUUCUCGUGUCUUGAAAAGUGUACUUGAGGUAGAGCAAAUUCCAGUUGAUGGAAAGGAAAGAUACUGGUUUGCUGAGAUACGGAUCCCCUUAUAUCUGAUUAAAGAAUAUGAAGAACAAACAGAGAAAAACAACCCUCUAGACAUGCCCAAGCUGCAGAGGAGACAGUGGAAGGCUUCCCGGGAAAAUAUAUUCUCCUAUCUUGCACGGAAGCAGGAAAUCAUUACCAGAAGUAAUUGUUCUUCAUGUCAUCAAGAUGUCUUGUAUAGGGAUGCUGUCAAGUGCAGUUCAUGCCAAGGUUUCUAUCAUCAACAUUGUACAGUCAGUUCAACAGUUCAAAAGAGUGAGGAAGGUCAGUUUUUUAUUACCUGCAAGUCCUGCUCUGAUGCUCAGGCUCUUGCUCAAGUUCAAAAUAGCUAUGGGUCCCCUACGAGCCCUUUGCUACUUCAAGGUCAAGACAUGCUAAAUGGGGUUACUGCUAGCAGAAGUGAACAUUUAGUAGGUUAUAAACGUCCAUCAGAAUCUGUUGGGGUGAAGGAUUAUUCUUCUGAGAUAAAAUCAAUUAAUACUUCUGCAAAUAAGAAGAAAAGUAACAACAAAAAUUGGGGUUUUAUUUGGAGGAAGGGCUAUGGUGAAGAUACUGGUAUGGAUUUCAGAUUGAAAAACAUUAUUAUGAGAGGCAAUCCAGAUAUGGAUAUGACAAACCCUGUUUGCCGGCUUUGUAAUCUGCCAUAUAAUGCUGACCUUAUGUACAUUUGUUGCGAAUCGUGCAAACAUUGGGUGCAUGCUGAUGCUGUGGAAUUGGAUGAGUCGAAUGUCUAUCGCUUGGCAGGGUUCAAAUGUAGCCGGUGCCGUAGGAUAAAAAAUCCUGUGUGUCCUUAUAAGCCACUAGAUGAUAAAGUAGAGAGCAAGGCUCCAAAGCUGGAGAGAUAUGAGAUGGACUCUAAUUCUCCGUUUCUUGGACAUCACAUGGAAGAGCGUUCUGCUUACUCUGCAAUUCCAAUGCAGGAAGAAGUUGGUCGUGUAGUAGCAGAUGUUCCUCCUGUCCUUUCUCCUUCUUCUGAAAGCACUGGCAUGAUGAACGUUGAUUAUGGAUGGAAUAACUCAAACGUACCUCGUUCUGGUUCAAACAAGCUGCCAGUAAGGAGACAAGUGAAACAGGUGAAUGAUGCGUACUCUCCUUAUCCUUUCGAAGCAAAUGUCUUGAAUUCUUCUGGAAAAUUGCCAGUCCGACGUCAUAUAAAGAGCGAAAACAACCCAGUUAACUAUCCAGCAGUCAACCCCCAUCAAGUUGAAACUCCUAACCUUUUCGAAACCAAGGCCGAGAGCUCAGGUGUGGAUUCGUUAUCCUCUGAGGUCAAUUGGGAUGUUUCUAAUGGGAGCUUCGAUGAUGGUAUAUCACUGGACUACGAUGGUCUUGGUUUUGAUGAUAUGGACUUUGAACCUCAGACAUAUUUCUCCUUCCAUGAAUUGCUUGCAUCCGAUGAUGGUAGCCGCGCAAGUGGCAAUGCACCUUCAGGAGAUGUCAUGCAAAAUCUGGAGAGUGCCUCCACGCUUCCAGAAAACGAAAUGCUUGAUAUAUCCUAUGAUGAUUACGAGGAUCCUAUCAUAUCAAUAGGAACAGAGAUGGAGAUUGUGCCUUGCAACAUCUGCUCGCACACAGAACCGUGCCCAGACCUCUCUUGCCAAUUAUGUGGCAUGUGGAUACACAACCACUGCUCACCCUGGGUCGAACGCGAACCCUCAUCAUGGGAGGAGAAUUGGAGGUGUGGCAACUGUCGUGAAUGGAGGUAGUCGAAAAUCGAGCUUUUUGUUCCACAUUGUUGGGUGAAGUGCUAUUUUUGAGGAAGAAGGUAUAUAAGUGUGCACUCCGGUUACAAAGUUGAAAGGUAUCCACUCAUUCUAUCCGGUUGAGACUAGAAAUCGAGGCAGUGCCAGAGCAGGGGAACGAACUCUCUCUUGCUAUUCCCUCGUUGCUCGUUGCUCUGAGACGGGCUGGUUGAUCUACGUUCAGUCGAGGGAAAGAGGCGAGCAUUCUUAUCCAACUUUGAUUGAUAAGCUGCCUUUUUUGUGUGCUUAUCUUAUUGAUUUGGUAACGGAAAACAUUUGGCAUUCAUUCAAUCCAGCAUUUUGUGACUAACCAUUAUCAAUCACUUGACAUGCUAUACUAUUCUCUCAUGAUUGUGCUUACUAUUUAAUUUAUUUCUUA